This is a messenger RNA of Carcharodon carcharias (great white shark), 10364 nucleotides long. RefSeq names its product transcription factor TFIIIB component B'' homolog. Lineage: Eukaryota; Metazoa; Chordata; Chondrichthyes; Lamniformes; Lamnidae. Gene Ontology annotation, molecular function: TFIIIC-class transcription factor complex binding. The transcript has 31 exons. Gene Ontology annotation, biological process: RNA polymerase III preinitiation complex assembly. Gene Ontology annotation, cellular component: transcription factor TFIIIB complex. Bases 147 to 7742 code for a protein of 2531 amino acids. The record is from RefSeq and is a predicted model, not a curated record.
GAGGAGGAGGCUGGGUGGCUGAGGCUGGACUGAGGACGGGUUGUGAGAGCUCUCGGCAGCCGGGGGACAACACGUGUGUGGUAGAGUUCCAGGGAGCCGCUCACACCGCCAGCAGCAGCGGGUCUGACUGGCCCGACUCUAAGAGGAUGUUUCGCCGCUCAAGACUCAGUAUAAAACCCAAUGUGAAGCCUGGUGGAAGAGGUUCAUCACAAACCGCCAAGGAAGAUGACAAGGCUCAUUCCUCAGUCCAGCAACCAAGUCCAGAAAGAAAGACUUCCAAUGAAAAAGAUGCGUCUGAGUCUCCAGCUGUGUUGUCAGUUCCACCAGCACCACUACCUAAUCUAAGCAUAGGACAGGAAGAAAGAGAUGACCCAGAUGAACAACAGGAGAAUGUUCCAAUUAACAAGAAUGACAAAAAUGAUAAGACUGGAGAGCCUGGUGUCAACAGUAAACUCUCUGUGGCACCUUUGCAAAGAAGGAAACGUUUCUCCACCAUGCCAAAUUUGGCCAAACCGAGGUCUACAUCUGUGCCUGCGCAACCAUCAAGCAGUGUAACACCAAAAUCUCCUCCUCAGCAGCAAAACCCAUUAAAUUCUGUGCCCAUUGCUGCAUCCAUUCAAGGUAAUGCUUCUCCAUCACAGACGUCUACUACUGACAAACCACUUACCAGAUCACAAGAGAAACGCAAACCCUCUUCAGGACAAGAUAACAAAUUGCCAGAAAAGAAAACUCCAAUUCCUCAAGUACCUCAGUUCUCUCCAGUUAAAAGCCCUGUGCACAAAGAUCCAACUGUUGGAACCAAUUCUGCCCGACCACCUGUGGCACGGAAGAUACUGUCCUCACCACUUAAAGAAAGGGUUACGCCCAGCAGCCCGCCUACAAAAGGAAUUGUGCCAUCCCCAAGUCACUCGCCUGCACGUCCUAAAUCAGCAAAAAUUCCAUCUGACCUUGAGCGACUGAGGAAAGCUCGAAAACUGCGUGAAAUGCUGAAGGAGGAGCUGAGGAAGGAGAAGAAAGCUCGCAGAGAAACAAUUCCAAUUUGGGAAACCGGUAGCCCCCCAGAACGUACUAAAAUGACAAUGAGAGACUUCAUCUAUUACUUGCCUGAUACAAAUCCAAUGCUAUCUUCAUUUGAAGAUGAAAAAAGACCACCUCUCCCAGUUCUAACCAAAGAGCCAGAAGAGGGAACCGUUAAUUCCCCACCUAAUGAGGAUGAAGAUGAAGAAUCUGAUGAUGCAGUUUUGGGUCCACGAGUCAAAGUAGCUGAAGAUGGCUCUAUUAUUAUUGAUGAAGAAAGUUUAACGGUUGAGGUUUUGAGGAAGAAGGGACCUAAUAUAGUUGAAGAAAAUGAUCCUAUUUUUGAGCGUGGCUCUCAAACAACCUAUUCCAGUUUUAGGAAGAGCACCCACUCAAAGCCAUGGUCCAAUAAAGAAACAGACAUGUUCUUUCUAGCAAUCAGUAUGGUUGGGACAGAUUUUUCUAUGAUUGGCCAACUGUUCCCCAACAGGACAAGAAUAGAAAUAAAGAACAAGUUUAAACGUGAAGAAAAAUUGAAUUCGUGGAGGAUUGACAAAGCAUUCAAGGAGAAGAAGCCACUUGAUCUGGAAUUUUUUGGAGACCUGUUAACCCGCGUUUUGGAAGCGGAAUCAAAGAAGAAGAAAGAAAGGAAUGAGAAAAUCAAAAGCCAAGUUCCAAGGAAGCCAUCAACAACCAAACGGAACAGGAAAGGAAAGAAAUUGACAGAGAUAGAAAGUGAUCCUGAUGACCCUGAUCCAGUUGAAGUUGGUGACACUGAAUUAGUUGAAGCUGACGCUGAUGGUGUAGUGGAGGGAACUGAGGCAUCUUGCAGUGGAGAAGGUCAGGAAGAUACAGAGAAAAGAGAAACUAUAUCAAAGCCCCUCCCAACCAAACGCAAGCGAAAACGGAAAAAAGAAGUUGCUGCAGACCUAGCAGUACAAAAAACUGCUGAAGAACCACCUCAGAAGGAAAAUGGUUCUCAGGAACCAAAGCAGAAAGUACGGCAGUGCAAGAAAGGAAUCCAGAAAUCUUCAACUUCGAAUUCUGAUCAAGACGUCAGUGUUGGGGAGCAAAUUGCAGAAGGCGGAGAUGAAUACCAUAUGGUCAAUGGUGAAAUAUCAACUAAUCAAGGGACCUCUGAAAACAAACGGCCUUCAUCAGAAACUAAGAGAAAAGAGAAGAGCAAUGAUCAAAAUAAACCCUUUAGUGACCAUGAAAGUGUAGCAGUAUCAGAAGCAACCUCACCAGUUACAACAGAAAAUGAUAAGAAAUCACAACAUGUUCGCCUCCAGAAGCCUAAACCUAAUUUAAAAGUGGUUGGAAGAAAAAGAGCAGGUGGAAAAGGGAGUGAUAAAACUGCUUCAGAAGCUUUUGCAUCUUACGAUGACGUAAAGGAAGACAAGAGUGACAAACUGAAAGAAUCAUCUGGGCAGGAUCAGGAUGCUACCAAUGAUGAAUCUUCUGUUAUCAUGAAUAAUGAAAUGUCUGAAAAGGAGGUCAGCAGUGUACUGAUGCCAGAAACAAUAGAAGGUGGCAAAACUGUAACUGAGGAGAUAUUAGCAAAUAAAGCACAAGAUGCUGCCACUGAAUCACGGUCUAUGGAGAAACCAGAGGAACCCAGAGCAAAACCUGCCCUAGCAGUAAGGAGCCGAUUCCAGAAGCCUAAACCAAACUUAGGAAGAGCAAUUGUAAAGAAAGAUGUGUCAACUGAUGAAGGAAAGGUUGUUGCAAUACAAGAUAAAAGUAUUACAACCAAAGAGGUCACAGAGCUCAGUCCAAAUAUCUCCAUUAUUGAAGGAAGUGAUGCCAGUGAAACCAUUAAGACUGGAUCUGAGACUUACUUUGCUCCAGAGGCAAGAACUAUAGAUACUUUGAUAUCUAACAACAUGCCAAUCCAGCAGGAUGCAGUGCAGGGUCCAUCAAGAGAAGCCAGUGAAUCAAUCAUCUCAGUAUUUCAGUCAAAAGCACAAUCUCCAGAGGCAGUUCCUGUGCCCUCAAAUUCUGUGGAAUUACAGAGACAAAAUAUUAUAGCUUCAGAUACUGAAAUAUCAAGAAGAGACUGCCAGGGUUCUAACAAAAUGCAGCAAUCGGAAAGGACAUUUGAAUGUGACAAUCAGGAUGAACUUGAAGAUUUAAAGCUGGAUUCUAUUCAGGACAAUAUUAUCAGCAAACCAACUAGGUCUGGAAGGCAGCCCAGACCUACAGCAUUUUAUAAAUCUCCAGAACAGAAACCAUCAACUGCUCCUACAUUAUUAUCUGAGGGAGAAAAUGAGGAUAAGGGCAGGAGUAGACGUGUACGAUAUCAAAAAGCUAAACUCAAAGUCAGCAAAGGCUUGAGUAAGAAGGAGACACAAACUAAGAAUGCUGGGAAAGGUCAGGGAGCAUCAAAGAUGAGACUUGUGACAUUGAGAGCAUCCCAGGAAGAUGACGAUGAUGAUGAGCCUGAGCUAAUAGAAGAGGAUGACAUCUAUCUCAUCAAUCCUGAGGAGGUCAACAAAGCACCAGCUUUUGUACCAAUCAGCCUACGAUCUCCUGAACCUGUUCAAACUCAAGUGGAGGAAACCAUGGAAGAGCUUGAAAUAGCAGUCAAUGUCUCAGACAAGAACUAUGAUAGUGAAACUGAACAGUCAUUCCCUGAGUUACCAGAUAAAAGUGACCCCAGUCAGUCAUGCACCUUAGCUCCAGGAGAAGAUUACCACCCAGCAACUGCCGAUCAGAUCGAACUUUUUGUUGAAGUUAUUGAAAUUGCAAGUGAAGAUACAGCUCAAGAAGAGGACGACCUGAGUACAGAGGUUGGUGAUGGUUUACAGGAUACUGCAUACACAGGUGUAAGCUGUGUAGAUGAGAAGAGCAUGGAGCACGAAACAGUCCUUGGUAGUGAUCCUCCUUCCAUGCAGGUUGUAGUGUAUGAAACUACUCCUGAUGUGCAUACUGAAUCUAGCAAACUUGGUGAGCGUUGUGUUCCCAUAGAGAAGGACCUGAAGGAUGGGCUGGACUUAGAAGAACCUUCUCUUUCAAAAGAAGAUUCUCACAAUGCUGGCUUUAGUAGCUCUUCAGUCAUUGAGCAGUCUGAUAAUUCACAGACAAGCAAAGCCACAAGAAGAUGCAGGUUUCUAAAACCAAAACCCAACCUCCCUAAAACCACUUCUAGAAGCCAAGCUGAAAAUCAUCGUCCUGUUACAAAGAGUAGAGCAAUACAGAACUCUGUAGAACCAUCUGAAACAACAUUGCAGAACACGAGACAUGGUAAUGAAACAGAGGGGAAUCUUGAUGACACCUUGCAGCUUCAUCCGGUCACAGUAAAAGGUGAUGAACAAAACCUGAGCAUGGAACAAGCUUCAGCCGAGCAACUAAAUGAUAAGGUAUCAAUACCUGUUGAACAAGACAAUUGUGUGGGAAAUAAAGAACAAAUGAACAAGACUGAGUACCUUUGUGAAAAGUUAUCAAUACCUGAGCAACAAGACAAAUGUGUGGAAGAUGAAGAGCAAAUGAGCAGGGCUGAACAUCUGGAUGAUGAGGUUCAGCAUAUGGGUCUACGGUUAUCAAUAUCUGCGCAACAAGGUGAAUGUGUGGCAGAUGAAAAGCAACUGAGUUGGACUGAGCAUCUGGAUGAUGAGCAUCAACAUGUGGAUGUACAGUUAUCAAUACCUGAACAGCAAGACAAAUGUGUGGCAGAUGAAGAGCAACUGAGUAGGAUUGAGCAUCUGGAUGAUGAGGUUCAGCAUGUGGGUGUACAGUUAUCAAUAUCUGAGCAACAAGGUGAAUGUGUGGCAGAUGAAGAGCAACUGAGUAGGACUGAGCAUCUGGAUGAUGAGGUUCAGCAUGUGGGUGUACAGUUAUCAAUACCUGAACAGCAAGACAAAUGUGUGGCAGAUGAAGAGCAACUGAGUAGGACUGAGCAUCUGGAUGAUGAGGUUCAGCAUGUGGGUGUACAGUUAUCAAUAUCUGAGCAACAAGGUGAAUGUGUGGCAGAUGAAGAGCAACUGAGUAGGACUGAGCAUCUGGAUGAUGAGGAUCAGCAUGUGGAUGUACAGUUAUCAAUACUUGAGCAACAAGAUGAAUGUGUGGCAGAUGAAAAGCAACUGAGUAGGACUGAGCAUCUGGAUGAUGAGCAUCAACAUGUGGACGUACAGUUAUCAAUACCUGAACAGCAAGACAAAUGUGUGGCAGAUGAAGAGCAACUGAGUAGGACUGAGCAACUGGAUGAUGAGGAUCAGCAUGUGGAUGUACAGUUAUCAAUACUUGAGCAACAAGAUGAAUGUGUGGCAGAUGAAGAGCAACUGAGUAGGACUGAGCAUCUGGAUGAUGAGCAUCAACAUGUGGAUGUACAGUUAUCAAUACCUGAACAGCAAGACAAAUGUGUGGCAGAUGAAGAGCAACUGAGUAAGACUGAGCAUCUGUAUGAUGAGGCUCAGCAUGUGGGUGAACAGUUAUCAAUACCUGUGCAACAAGACAAACGUGUAGAAGAUGAAGAGCAACUGAGUAGGACUGAGCAUCUGGAUGAUGAGGAUCAGCAUGUGGAUGUACAGUUAUCAAUACCUGAACAGCAAGACAAAUGUGUGGCAGAUGAAGAGCAACUGAGUAGGACUGAGCAUCUGUAUGAUGAGGCUCAGCAUGUGGGUGUACAGUUAUCAAUACCUGUGCAACAAGACAAACGUGUAGAAGAUGAGCAACUGAGUAGGACUGAACAUCUGGAUGAUGAGGCUCAGCAUGUGGGUGUACAGUUAUCAAUACCUGUGCAACAAGACAAACGUGUGGAAGAUGAAGAGCAACUAAGUAGGACUGAGCAUCUGGAUGCUGGGACUGAGCAUCCAAGUGACAGUGUGUUUCCAGCACAUGAUCAACUACAGACAACAAAUCAAAGUCAGGAGGCACAAGUUGGAUUUUCCUCUGCUGCAUGCUUCACACAAUCCACGUUGAGCCUAUGUCAGACUGCUGAUGCAGGGCUGCCCAUAGAGGCUCCAGAAACAACUGCAGAAGUUUCGUAUUUUGAUUACUCCCAAAAGGUUGGUAUCAUAGAAGCUCAAAAUGUAGGACUCCAGGAGACAUUGAAUGUAUCUGAAGAAAACUUGGAGCAUAUGAUGACAAUGGAAAGCCCAAAUGAAGAGACUUUCAUAUUAACCCUAGUUGAGAUCCCAGUCUCCUCCUUAAUGGAUUACAAUGCAUCUUCCACUUCUGUCAUCCCUGUUUUAGAAGACACCUUGACGGUUGCUGAACCAAUUCUACCUUUGCCAACGGAAAAUGUUGAAGUUAGUGAGUCUGUGAGCUCUGAACCAUCAAUGGAGACAACCGCAGCACCCACUGUGUCUGAAUCAGUACCACUCACAGAAAGUAUACAACAGCAAUGGAGCUUAAAUAAGCCAGGAUCAAAUAUUGGACAAAUGGAUAGAAAAAGGAAAGUUCACGGUUUUAACGAUAAUCAAGAUUUUCCUGCUAAGAAAAGCCCAACGAUCACAUCAUUAGAUGAGGAAUCAAUAGAAAAUGUUCGACUAACUGAAAGAACUACUCAGUCAAAUUUAGUUACCUGUACUUCGCUUGAGGAUUUUCCAGCAACUGCAACAAGUAGUAUAUUGCGAAAUGAUGAAUCCACUGAAGGCUUCACUUCCACUCCCCUGGAUAAUGUCGUCUACCCUGUUCCUGUUGAAACAGCAGCUGAGACGUGUUCUGUAUCUGCUGAAGAAAUGAAAAAGUCUGGUUCACAGAAAAGAAGAGGUAAACUCACUGUGAAACCCAAUAUUUCUACAAAGAGAGCUACAUGCAUUCCUGUGACCAGUCUCCCUGCUAAAAAUAAAAACAGUCUGAAACUUUCAAGAACUAUAAGAAAAACACUGUCCCCCUGUGUUUCUAAAAAAGGUUUACAUCCUGAACUAGCAUGUAAUUUAUCAGUUGAUAUGAACUCUGCACAAUGGGAGCCAGGAUCUGUGCACCAUAACCAGGGUCAAACUGAUGCACAAGGAACAGCAACUGUCACAGAAUCGGCUCAUUCUACAAAGACUUUGGCAGCAGACACCGAUGCGGGCACGACGGCGGCCAGCGAUGCGGGCACGACGGCGGCCAGCGAUGCGGGCACGACGGCGGCCAGCGAUGCGGGCACGACGGCGGCCAGCGAUGCGGGCACGACGGCGGCCAGCGAUGCGGGCACGACGGCGGCCAGCGAUGCGGGCACGACGGCGGCCAGCGAUGCGGGCACGACGGCGGCCAGCGAUGCGGGCACGACGGCGGCCAGCGAUGCGGGCACGACGGCGGCCAGCGAUGCGGGCACGACGGCAGAACAAUCUGAGAUGGCCCCGCAAAAUACAGCUUCCACUUCUGUUAGAAGUCUAAUGAGGCCAGGACGUAAACCACGAGGAUUUUUAUCCUUUAUAUCUAAGAAGUCCUCUGAGAAAGAAAGUGAAACAAAACCUCAAAAGACAAAAUAUGUGAAGCCCCGUAUGAAUCUCCCACGGUUUGCUGGAAAAAGGACGAUGCCAUCUGGGGAAGAUGCUGAAGAAACAAAAGCAAACAGCUCUCCACCUGCAAAAAGGAAAUUAUGUGAAGAAGCAGGCAGGAGUUCUACAACUGAAGUGAUAUGUAACUCAUCGUUGCAGAGUUGGCAGUCAGAGUCUUAUACAGAGGAGGCUUGCUGUGCAGUGGAACAGGACACCGAACAGAUGCAGCCAACAAGAGUUGCUGAAUAUUUUUUCAGUGACAUCUUCACAGAAGUAGAUGAGGAUGAGCAAGAAUGAAGAAGAAAGAUAACCUUGAAGCUGCAUAUUGAAUUGGUGCCGGUACAUCACAUAAUGUAAUACAUUUGCGGCUUAAUUACAGAAUUUGGGGAAAAAUGAUAUUGGAUAUAAAUAGGCCUUGUUUGCUUUUACUGUUUUUUUUGCACUGAGAUUUUCUAUAAAAUACUUUAGUGAUAUGAAUGUGAACACAAAAGGCUGGUCAACCUCUGCUGCUUUACCAUUCUCAAUAUAUUAUAACUUCAUUAACUGUACCAUAAGUUCAUGUUUACAAUAUUGAUGAAUCUCCAAUACAGUUCCCCUUGAAUCUCAAUGAAUCUUUUGUUAUAAGGGAUGGAUUUGCCCAAUUGGAGCACAUACUACAAAGUGGGCAACCUGAUUUUCAUUUUGAUUUUUUUUCUUACAGAAAGGGGAAAGCAGACAUGUGCUUACUCAUGUUUCUCUUUAUUUCAUUCUGUUUAAUUUAUUAAUUUAUUUCAUUAUUUCAUACCCACAGUUUGGUAUUGCCUUUCAAUGAAUGGAAUACCUCUAUAAACUACAGCCUCAAAUUAUUGCACUUUAACAUCUAAGUAAUUAAUCAGGAUCACUUUAAACUUGGAAUUUAGAAUCCAAAAUACUAAUGGAUUAUGAUGUAUUUUUACAAUUGCAUUCAGCAGACUACUUUUUUUCCUAAAGAAAUAUGAUUUGAAUGGGAUAAAUACAUCAUAUUGUAGCAAUAAUGGAAACCAAACAAGAAAACCCAUACGACACAGAAAAAAAUACAAACAUAUAGGUAGUCCAAUUGAAAAGAAUAAACUGUAUUAAUGAAAUAAUUCAUUGGCAUCUAAGCUGUGAAUUUUCAGGUCUUGGAUGCAAAUUUUAUUGGUCAGGGAGAAAAUGGAGUUAGGGACUGGGUAUGUAUGUGCACAAAUUAUUGCAAAAGCAGCUGAGUAUUAAAUCUGAUUCUAAAGGUUUGCUUUAAACAAAUUACUUUGGACCUUAUUCAGAAAAUUGUUCUGUGAUAAAUUUGCAAAUUUUUGUACUUCACUCUAUUUAAACAUUGGUGUAAUAAUGUGAAUUGUACAUUGAUAAGCAUCUCUGUUGGUCAGGAUCUUUCCCUUCAUCACCUCUUUUGUUCUAUUACCUCUUUAGUUCUUUGAAGAAUGUGCCUUGUCCAGCAAGCAUAUUCAUAUUUCAGAUUCAAGGGCGUAAAAUUUUCUGCUUGAAGUUGCCAUUCCUUUUAAAGUUUCAGUAUGAUUGCUGAACAUUUGAAAGAAAGAAAUGCUAGCAAGUUUAGAUGUGAAACAGGCAUCUUCACUGACGGACAAAUUUUAACAUUUUUAAUGAUUGAUUUAAGUGCAAAAUUGCAGUGGACUGAGAUUGAUUUGCAUGUCAUACAUGUCAACAAUGAGAUACACAAGUUUUCUUUUUGUGAAAUUACCUGCACUUGUGUUUGUGUCUUUUCAAUACAAUUAUAUACAAAAUAUACAGAAGGUUACUUUUAGGUUUUCAUUUAUGUGCUAAAUGAGAAGUUCUUUUGGUUAAUUUUUUUCAAACUCCUUUUGAAAAAUAUAUUUUGUUAAAAAUGUUCCAUUAGUUAACAUUAUGGACAUAUGAUAUGCUGUUAAAUUUACUGACUAUUUUAAUGUGGGUUCACAAUCACAUUUCCAGAUAAUUUAUCUCACUUAUUGUAUAUGAAUUAUCACUUGAGAUGUGGCUGUAAUGUCAGAUAUUACUAUAGAUAUGACUGUAAUAUUUUUAUUGACUUAAAAAUGAGGGGAAAAUGAGGGACACAAAUUCUUUUUAACUAUUCAAAAUGUGAGCCUUGUUACAAGUGAUUAGUGACCCAGCUGUAAUCCAUGCUGUGGAAUGUUAAUGCUUGGGGCAGUAUAUCUUUAAAAUACUAUUUCACUUUUGAUAUAUCUAAAGGCUCAAAGGUGGGAAGAAACGCACCCUAAAAUCAUUAUCUCAUGUUGUGGCACAAGGUUCCAAUUUUGGUUGGAGGUAAAUCUCAUGGUUAUGUGCAACAAAUUUUGUAGCCAGGCUGGUGAAGAAACGGCCUUUUAACGUUGACUAUUUUGAUUUGCACCUUGGUCAUCAAUCUCUGGAACAACCUGAGCAUCAGCAGUUCCAUGAAAGAUCUGUGGCAAAUUCUGACUGUUAAUUGGAUGUAUAGGGGUAGAAAUCCCUCUAAGGCGGUAUCAGAUCGGUCACCCAUUGCAGUUAACGGUACCAAACAUUGUGUGCUCCGUACAACGGGCAGCCGACCCGAUACUGCCCCAUUUGUGCCACCUAGUGUUGGGAGCAGUGUCAAAGUGUUGAGAAAAAACUCGAAGUAAAUAACAAGUUAAUUAUGUAAAACUUCACAAGUAAUGCUAAUAUAUGUGGCAACGCACAAAAAUGGUUUGAAUUUAGCUUGUCCCUGACUAAGCAACUGGGUCAGUGACACCAUUCAGCACUCUGCAUAUAUGUAAAUUAUUGUUACAGUAUUGUGUUCACUUGGUUGCAAAUAUGUAUGUAGUUAUUUACUGAAUGACUAAUUCCAGAGUCUUUACUGCAUCUUCCUUGUUUGGAAGGAACAUUACAGUAUUAUUGCAUAGAUGAAUUCAUCUAUGGACUGAUUGUAAAUUGUGUAAAUAAAAAUUC